GUAUUAUGAAAGUCCAGACCGGAAGUCCCGGGCUUGUGUUGGUGACGUUGGCUCGACGUUUGGCUCACCGUUUGACAGCUGGCCCAGAGAGGAGUAGUGCUGCCCAGCGGAGAGGACCGUUGAUGGACUACACUUCCCUCCUGAGGAUAUUUUACCGAAGCGGUUGAGAGCACCGGACCGAGCCCGAACCACAUCGCCCCGGUCCGGCCAUGGACGAGCAGGCGGGCCCCGGUGUCUUCUUCAACAACAACAGCAGCAACUCGGGUCCGGCCGGCGGUGGGAAUAUUAAAGCUCCGCAGCCUAGCGACGGUGGCGGCGGAGAGGCGGCCAGGGCUCAGUUCAGCAUCCCGGGGAUUUUACACUUUCUCCAGCACGAGUGGGCCCGCUUCGAGGUGGAGAGGGCGCAGUGGGAGGUCGAGAGGGCCGAGUUGCAGGCUCAGAUCGCUUUCCUGCAGGGGGAGCGGCGAGGUCAGGAGAACCUGAAGAAGGACCUGGUGAGACGGAUCAAGAUGCUGGAGUACGCCCUCAAACAGGAGAGGGCCAAAUACCAUAAGCUGAAGUAUGGAACAGAACUGAACCAAGGAGAGAUCAAACCCCCCAGUUAUGACUCAGAUGAGGGGAACGACAGUGAGGUUCCCAGUCCUCCAAACAGCAGCCAUCAGCUCAGCUGGAAACAAGGACGCCAGCUGCUCAGACAGUACCUGCAGGAGGUGGGAUACACAGACACCAUCCUGGAUGUGAAGUCUCAGCGGGUGAGAGCGCUGCUCGGUCUGACCGGAGACUCCGCAGAGAAACCUUCAGAGAAGAAAACCGAGCCAAUGGUGAACGGCACCGAACCGUCCUCGCUGAAGGACAGCGGCGUGGUCAGUAAACCCGACACGUCCGACUCGGCCACCGUGUUGGAGGCCUUCAAGUUCAUAGAGAGCGCCGCCGCAGAGUUCAGCGACGAGGAGGAGGAGGAGGACAGCGAAGGGAGGGACAAGACCAUCCUGGACCUGGCUGCAAUGGUGAAGAAAAAACAGUCAUCGACACCGUCUUCCACGACCUCUGACCUCAGUGACGACCCCGACACAGAGGAGGCCCUGAAGGGUUUUGAUUUCCUGGCCAGUCCAGACGAGCUGGACGGAUCACCUGAGUCCAGGAGCGGCGAGGACAGCGGAGAGUGGGAGAAGGAAGAGCAGUCUCCUCUGGGUGAACUGGCCUGGGACGUGGACCAGGGACUGAUAGCCCAGCUCAAGGAGCAGUACAGGAAGGAACGCAAGGGCAAGAAGGGGGUGAAGAGACCAAACCGCUCUAAGCUGCAGGACAUGCUGGCUAACCUGCGGGAUGCUGAGGAGCUUCCCUCCAUGCAGCCUCCUGUGACGCCCCCCUCCCGGCCCAGUGUACCCAGACUCAGUGAGCAUGAAGUGGGACGUCCAGAUGAAGAGGCGAUGACGUUCUUGCCGUCGUCGGGGAAGUCGUUCAUCCUGGGCCGAGUGGAUGAGGCGGUUUCUAACGAGCUCGGACUGGGAGAACUGGCCGGACUGACCGUCGCCAACGAGGCCGACAGCCUGGCGUAUGAUAUCACCAACAACAAAGACGCUCUGAGGAAGACCUGGAACCCCAAGUUCACCCUGCGGAGCCACUUCGACUCAGUCCGGAGUCUGGCCUUCCACCCGGUGGAGCCGGUCCUGGUCACGGCCUCCGAGGACCACACCCUCAAACUGUGGAACCUCCAGAAGACGGCGCCCGCCAAGAAAUGUGCUGCUUUAGAUGUUGAACCCAUCUACACCUUCAGAGCCCACAGCGGCGCUGUGCUGUGCGUCACCAUGAGCUCCAGUGGCGAGCAGUGCUUCAGCGGGGGCGUGGACGGAACCAUUCAGAGCUGGAACACCCCCAACCCCAACAUCGACCCCUACGACUCAUAUGAGCCCUCGGUCCUGCGGGGGGCGCUGUGUGGUCACACAGACUCGGUGUGGGGCGUGGUCUACAGCUCGGCACAUCACCGCCUCCUCUCCUGCUCGGCCGACGGGACAGUCCGGCUGUGGAACGCCGCCGACACCUCGCCGUCUCUCGCCGUUUUCAACGAGAGAGGAGAGCUCGGGGUGCCGACCUCAGUGGACCUGGUGAGCAGCGAGCCGGCUCACAUGGUGACGUCGUUCACCACCGGACACAUCGGACUCUUCAACAUGGAGACGCAGCAGCUCGUCCUGAAGCUGGACUCUGCCGGACCACCAGAGGCUCCCUGCAAGAUCAACAGAGUGCUGAGUCACCCCACACUGCCAAUCACCAUCACCGCUCAGGAGGACCGCCACAUCCAGUUCUUCGACAAUAACACAGGGAAACUGAUCCACUCCAUGGUGGCUCACCUGGACUCUGUCACCUGUCUGGCUGUGGAUCCAAACGGACUGUACCUCAUGUCUGGAAGUCACGACUGCUCCAUCCGUCUGUGGAACAUGGAGAGUAAGACGUGUAUCCAGGAGUUCACCGCCCACAGGAAGAAGUCUGAGGAGUCGAUCCACGACGUGGCGUUCCACCCUACCAAGUGCUACAUUGGCAGCGCCGGGGCUGAUGCGCUCGCCAAGGUCUUCGUAUGACCUGAGCCUGACGGACGAGAGGAGAGGAGGAGGAGGAGGAGGGUGGAAUUUGGAGGAGGGUGUGUCCACAGACUGCUCCUGUUAAGAUUCGUCACGUAUUGGUCCCCGCCCGCCUCCUGGACUCAGGCUGGCCUGGGUCCUGAAACAAACCAACCUCUGGAUGAGACGAUGAAUGAAAACAGGAAGCCUCGGUACAUUUUACAAACGCUGGAAUCUUUUCUUUCUCUUUUCUCCGUCACAGGUGAAGAUACAAGCUCCGCCUCUGUCUCCGUCACUAACCCCAGACACUCGCUCUGAGGUGUUCGUCAUGAUAACGUGCCUUUUUUCUUCAGAACACAGAUUCUUUGAGGUGUGUAGAGGACGUGGGAGGAGCUAUGGGGGUGUGGGAGGAGCUAAAAGGCAGUGGGAGGAGCUGAGAGGACGGUGGACUGACGGACCUGCUGCUGGAUUUCUGCUUUAAAUGAAUCUGGUUGAGUUUUAUUUUUGAAGUUGUGCCUGGAGACGACGACUUCUGUUUCACCCUGUAAAAGCCCCCACAGGAGGUGAGAGGUUAAAGGUCACGACCCUGAGUGGACAGUCGAAACAUGAGGUCAGCGGCAGGUCAGAUCACAAACACCUGAGGAGUUUCAUUUCAAAAUAAGAGCCUUCUGAAGGCAGUGACUACUGCUGGUCUGAAACCAGCUGUAGAACCUGUAGUCAGAGCAACCACAAUAUAAACACACUGUUGUCAUGGCGAUGUGUCCGAGCAGCACUGUGCAAACAUUUGAGUCACUUUAGAUGUUCACUCUUCAUCAUCAUCAUCAUUAUCAUCAUCACCUGGUCCCCAGAGUCACCUGGUCCCCACAGAGACCUGGUCCCAGCAUCAUGGAGUCAGUCUGGACCACAUGAAGAGACAGAGACAGGUUCUCUGGUUCAGUGGUUCCCAAAGUUUCCAGCCCAUUUCCCACUUUCAUGACGCCAACCCAGGAACAAUAUGGAGGCUCUCUCUUUCCUUGUUUCCUUCUCUCUCUCUCCCCCCUUGUUUCCUUCUCUCUCUCUCUCUCCUUGUUUCCUUCUCUCUCUCUCUUUCCUUGUUUCCUUCUCUCUCUCUCUCCCCUUGUUUCCUUCUCUCUCUCUCUCUCCUUGUUUCCUUCUCUCUCUCUCUCCCCUUGUUUCCUUCUCUCUCUCUCUCUCCUUGUUUCCUUCUCUCUCUCCCUAUCCUACUAUUAGACAAAUGAUUUGCCGGCCCACUUGCAGUAGCUCUGCGACCCCCCACUGGGCCCCGGCCCUUACAUUGGAAACCCCUGCUCCGGUGCUUUAAACCUUUGUACAGUGCCGUCUCACAUGUAACUGCAGCGACGUGACAGAGCAGGAUGAUAUGAAACCUGAUGGUGAAACACACACACACACACACUGUCGUCAUGUUUUUGACUCGUUAUCGCCCCCUGCUGUCAGUCGGUCAUAAACCUCCUGCUCCUCCGUUCUGCUAACGGUCAUUAUCUAAUGACUUGGGACCCAACAGAACUCUGUAGGGAUCCUGAUCAGGUUCUUGGCCCCCGAUCUCAAUCCAGGUCCGACAUAUGUGGUCUGAUCCAGUACUUACAUUCACACUGAAGCGACAGCCUGAAGGUGAGAUCAUUCCUCCUGAAACACACAGCAGCCGAGGAUUCAGGUGAUGAUUGAAUAUAUAUUAAAAUAAAACCUUGUUUCUCUCGAGCUUGAGCUGAGCUGUGCAGGAAGUGACGACUUUACCAGCGUAGAAGAAGAGAAACCUGUGCCAGGUGAGGUUCAGGUCCCUAAACACACAGACACAGGUGUUAGGAAGUAGAAGAAGAACCCGACAGAGGGGUUGAUGCCUGUGGGAUCGUUUUGAAAUGAAACCCGUCAGUGUGUUUGGAGACUGUGACACACUGAGCCGAGCCUCCACCUGGACACACAGGUGGAGCGUCUGUCCACAGUCACAUGUCUCCUGAAAACGGCUGAAACCAACCUGAAAUAUUCCAGGGUUGAACUUUUGGGCUGUUUCAGUUUUUUUGUGAAACAUUCUGGUUUGAGUUUCUUCAGAUUCACUUGUUCUAUUUGUUGUGACGAGGCUCGAUUUAAAAACCUGCUGCUUUUUUUUCUUGUGUAUUUAUUGUUAUAAAAUUCUGACAAACUGCAGCAGGAAAAAAAAAAGCUGCAGUGAAGCUUUUCUCAUUUAUUUCUUCUGCUUUAAUCACGUCACGUAUUUAUUACGAUGUUAAAACGCCAAAUUAAAGACGAACGGUUCAACUGAGACGAGCAGAUGCUUCCUGCUAAACCUGACAGGUGUUGUUGCUAAUGCUAAUUAGCUCAUUUUGUUUUAAAAUAACAAUAAUAACUAAACUCUAAGACUUUAAGUGACACGUUAGUUCAAACUGCUCACAAGCUCUCCUCCAGAUUUGUACAUGCUUUAUACGCUGACUGCCUGAAAAUAUUGUAUUUUGUGUAAUUAUCAUUAAUAUAAUUAUUAUUAUUAUUUGGAGCAAUGACUAGUUUUUUAAACGACUCUUUGUGUUUGGUGACAGACUUGUAAGAUACAGGUAGAUUUUUUUUUAAAGACGUUUUUUUUUCCGUUAAACUUGAAAAGUGAUUUUUUUUCUGCUGGUGUUAGUAAACGUACGAUACGUGACUCCGCCUCUCAGAGCGGCAACACUUUGAUUUCUGCUUUUUACCAAAUGAUCAUCUCCAAAAAUGCAGCUAUUCUCCUGGAAACAAGUCUGCUUUUCUUUUAGCCUCAGUUUUAUACGACGGAGGAUCAGGGCCACACUGAAAGAAAAAAAUCAGAAAUAACGAGAAUAAAGUUGCAAUAUUUGAAGAAAAAAAGUCGUUAUGAGAAUAUAUAUAUAUUAUAAAAAGACUUAAUUCUUGUGACAUUACGACUUUAUUCUUGUAACAUUACGACUUUAUUUUCUCGGAACAUUACGACUUUAUUUUCUCGGAACAUUACAACUUUAUUUUCUCGGAACAUUACGACUUUAUUUUCUCGGAACAUUACGACUUUAUUUUCUCGGAACAUUACGACUUUAUUCUUGUAACAUUACGACUUUAUUUUCUCGGAACAUUACAACUUUAUUUUCUCGUAACAUUACGACUUUAUUUUCUCGGAACAUUACGACUUUAUUUUCUCGGAACAUUACAACUUUAUUUUCUCGUAACAUUACGACUUUAUUUUCUCGGAACAUUACGACUUUAUUCUUGUAACAUUACGACUUUAUUUUCUCGGAACAUUACGACUUUGUUCUCGAAACAUUACAACUUUAUUUUCUCGGAACAUUACGACUUUGUUCUGGAAACAUUACAACUUUAUUUUCUCGGAACAUUAAGACUUAAUUUUCUCGGAACAUUACGACUUUAUUUUCUCGGAACAUUACGACUUUAUUCUUGUAACAUUACGACUUUAUUUUCUCUGAACAUUACGACUUUAUUUUCUCGGAACAUUAUGACUUUAUUCUUGUAACAUUACGACUUUGUUCUUGUAACAUUACAACUUUAUUUUCUCGGAACAUUACGACUUUAUUUUCUCGAAACAUUACGACUUUAUUCUUGUAACAUUACGACUUUAUUUUCUCGGAACAUUACGACUUUAUUUUCUCUGAACAUUACGACUUUAUUCUUGUAACAUUACGACUUUAUUUUCUCGGAACAUUACGACUUUAUUUUCUCUGAACAUUACGACUUUAUUUUCUCGAAACAUUACGACUUUAUUCUUGUAACAUUACGACUUUAUUUUCUCGGAACAUUACGACUUUAUUUUCUCGGAACAUUACGACUUUGUUCUUGAAAUUUCAGAUUUCUUUUUUUCCUCAGCGCGGCACUAACACUCCGUCGUAGUUUAAUCUGUGUAAAAAGGCUCAACAGAAACGGGAUUUGUAGUUUUUAGAUUUUCAAGUAGAUCUAUUUAUUAAUGUGGUGUAAAGGGAAAUUUAAAUCGUUGCUGAGCCGAAAGAUCAAACAUGAUUUGUGUGAUGAGUAAAUACACAGAGUCGGUGGCUGCGGUUUAAAUUCAGCGUUCUUAUAAAAUUCUGUAAGAAAUGAAUGUAGUCUGUUUGUUUGUUCUGACACUUUAAAUGAAGCGUUCACUUUGAUUCCCAACAGGAAACAGCUGGACACCACUGGCUCAGUCAUGUGAAACGUCUGAAUAACAGUGAACAGCUAAACGUCGGCUUUAGUCACUAAUAACAGCAACAUGACCGAUCAUCAGCAGCAGGAUCAAACGUUCCUACAGGUUUAUACUGAAGUCUAAAAUGUCUCUUUAACACUAACAGGCCAAAGUUUUCAGACGUGUCCAGUCAGAUUUUAAACAGCUUCCCUGUGCGUGGGUGAAGCUGGAGCCGCCUCCUCCCUGUACAAAACUGGAUCAGUCACUCAGCUUGUUUGACGUUCCAACGCCUCCUCUGCAAUUACCCAUAACACACUGCUCUGAGCACAUUCACUUUUAACAUUUUCAUGCGUCUUUGCAGAACCUUUCAUUCCAGAACGGAGACACAUAAGCAUUUUCAGUCUUUAAGCUCCUUGUUCCUCCUGUAGAAAACAAGCGCUCCCUCCAGCUGCUACAGUCUGUGAAAUUAACCUGAAGUGAAACAAACUCAUAUUCAACAAGCAAAAACAGCAUCUGUAUAUUUACAUGACACAGAUCAAAAGUACAGGAGAGUUUUUAUACAGAAGAGGAUCAGGGCCACGUGUCUUUUGUUUUUUUUUAGGGUUCUAACUUUAAUCUUCUUGACUUUAAACGUCUUCAGCUUGUGUUUGCUAAUUAGCGUUUAUAGAAGGGGUGUUUGCUUAAAAACAUCAUUUGGAUGAAUUAAACUUAAAAACCAGACUCCAUCAACAUUUAGUUUAACGAUCGCAGCAACAGAAUCUGGAUUCAUUUAAUCCAACUCCUUCAACCUAAACGACCGUAUAGAUCGUAUUUUUCAAGCCUCUGAUUCGACCCAGUGUCUGCGCCCGACCGCGCCAUGCGUACCGGACCUUGGUUGCCAUUGUUACAAUAAUAAACACACGGACUGUAAGGAGAACGGUUACGACCUUCGUCGCCAUGGUUACUAUAAUAACGAUCAUGGCUUGUUUAGGUUUAGGAAAAUAUGGUGAUUUGGGUUAAAGAAGUAGCGCACUUCCUCAAUAUUAAUCGAUCUUUGUUGUCAUGGUUACAAAAAUAACCGCCAUAACACGCUCUCCUCUGUCAUAUUCCUGUGUUUUGUUGACUUUGUCUCUCUUUAUACUACAUCACCGACACUUUUCCCUUUGCUUCUGUCAUCAUUACUACGACGACUAGAGGUCGCCUAGCAACAAAACCUAACUAUGAUGUCAUAACAACCUGCUGCACAGACGACCUGUGGGCCUGGUUUGUCUUCACAGGAGGACAGUCUCAUUUAAUGUCAUUUACCAUUUUACACUUUGAUUAUAAAGCAGUAUACAGACGUUGGGCGUCACCUUCACCACAUGGACAGUAACACUAGCCGGGAGUGACGUAGGCAGCUGAACCGUCACUCAAACUAUGUUCACAUUUAUAUUCUGUCGUCUUCAGUGGCCAAAAGCAGAAGCUGAACCUUCAAACUGAAACCUGUAAAUUAUUAUUGUCUUUUGACGUGUACAGUGAAAUGUUAAAAAGAGAUUAUAGAAGCUAAUCAGGCUGUACAUAAAGUACACACAGUACAUGAAGUACACACAGUACAUGAAGUACACACAGGUGUUUUCCUUUUUUCAUGUUCUUUUUAUUUUGAAAUGGGAGAGUGACAGAUUUAUCAGUAACAAUAAAAGAAUAUGUUGUAUAUCA
Seriola aureovittata is the source of this 8349-nucleotide messenger RNA. It is a transcript of the gene strn, whose product is annotated as striatin, calmodulin binding protein. Lineage: Eukaryota; Metazoa; Chordata; Actinopteri; Carangiformes; Carangidae. The coding region runs from base 210 to 2576 and encodes 788 amino acids. The transcript is spliced from 18 exons. Gene Ontology annotation, cellular component: dendrite. The record is from RefSeq and is a predicted model, not a curated record. Gene Ontology annotation, molecular function: protein-containing complex binding; calmodulin binding; protein phosphatase 2A binding.